AUUGAAUCCUUUAAGAUUCCAUAUUUUUCUAUACCGGCUUCUCUCCUCCCACUCCCACUCCCACUCCCACUCCUCCCAUUCUGCAACCCCAUCCCUUCUUUCCUUCCUCUCCUCUUUCUCCAUCCACCCCUGGUACUCCGCUCUCUCGCCCCACCGGAGGCCGAACAGGAGGCGCGGGCCCCGCAGCCCAUGGCCACCGCCGCCCAGCAACCGCCGUCGCUGGUCUUUGACGCCGCCGUCCUCAGCCAGCGGCCGGACAUUCCGGUCGAGUUCGUCUGGCCGGAGGAGGACAAGCCCACCCCGGACGCCGCCGAGGAGCUGUCCGUCCCCCUGAUCGACCUCGGCGACUUCCUCUCCGGCGACCCCGCCGCCGUGGCCGACGUUUCCCGACUCGUCGGCGAGGCGUGCAGUCGGCACGGCUUCUUCCACGUCGUCAACCACGGCAUCCCCUCGGCGCUCUUCGCCAAGGCCCACCGCUGCGUCGAUGGCUUCUUCUCGAUGCCGCUCGCCGAGAAGCAGAGGGCCCAGCGAAAGCCCGGGGAGAGCUGCGGCUACGCUAGCAGCUUUACCGGGAGAUUCGCUAAUCGGCUCCCAUGGAAGGAGACCCUUUCUUUUCGCUUCUCCUCCUCUCCUCUCUCCCCAAAUAUCGUGCAGGACUACUUCGUCCGCACUCUUGGCGAAGAUUUCCUGCACUUUGGCACGGUGUACCAAGACUACUGCAAUGCGAUGAGCAAGCUGUCAUUGGCGAUAAUGGAGAUUAUCGGGACGAGUCUGGGGGUGGGGCGGGCAUAUUAUCGGGAGUUCUUCGAAGGGAAUGAUUCGAUAAUGAGGCUGAACUACUACCCACCGUGCCAGAAGCCGGACCUGGCCCUCGGCACCGGUCCCCAUUGCGACCCCACCUCCCUGACCAUCCUCCACCAGGACGACGUCGGCGGCCUUCAGGUGUUCACCGACGGCAAGUGGCGCACUGUCAGCCCCAAACCGGAUGCCCUUGUUGUCAACAUCGGUGACACCUUCAUGGCGUUGUCGAAUGGGAGGUACAAGAGCUGUCUGCACCGGGCGGUGGUGAACAGCAAGGUGGCGAGGAAGUCUUUUGCCUUCUUUCUGAGCCCGGAGAUGAACAAAAUAGUGCGGCCGCCGGUGGGGCUGGUGGACGCGGAGCACCCGAGGGCCUACCCGGACUUCACGUGGUCGGCGCUGCUCGAGUUCACCCAGAAGCACUACCGGGCCGAUAUGAACACCCUCGACGCCUUCACCAAGUGGAUGAUGCUCCAGGCCGAGGGGCCCGUGCCGCAGUGAUGACACGGCUGGGGGAUUUUUCUAUCAAUUUUUUAAGUCAUUAAACCUCUUGGAUUUAACUAGCUAGCUAGCUUAUAGGGGGUCGGAUACAGAGGAAGGUUAUGGUGUGAAGGAAUAAUGAGGCUAGGGAAUGAAAUAAAAGUAAAAGGAGGAAGUGAAACGUACGCUUGUUUCCAACUCUCAUCGGAGCCAGCCACUGUUAAUACCACUGUGAAGUAAAUUGCCCGUAAAGGCCAGCACAUCUCUUGUCA
Messenger RNA from Elaeis guineensis (African oil palm), 1550 nucleotides. RefSeq names its product gibberellin 20 oxidase 1-D-like. The record is from RefSeq and is a predicted model, not a curated record. NCBI's taxonomy places the organism in Eukaryota, Viridiplantae, Streptophyta, Magnoliopsida, Arecales, Arecaceae.